Messenger RNA from Trichogramma pretiosum, 1453 nucleotides. RefSeq lists its product as uncharacterized. NCBI's taxonomy places the organism in Eukaryota, Metazoa, Arthropoda, Insecta, Hymenoptera, Trichogrammatidae. Bases 237 to 1331 code for a protein of 364 amino acids. The transcript has 6 exons. The record is from RefSeq and is a predicted model, not a curated record.
UAAAAAAUUUCCCCGAGCGACAGUAUAAUCCGGGGAAAAAAAUAAUUGAACGAUAUGAAGUUGGCGAUGACAUUCUCAAAAAGUGCGGUAUGCGCAGGGUUCAAUAACCCCGAUUUUUCGACCGUCGAGUUGCAAACUCGCGGCCUCGCUGCAGCCGCGAGGAGCUUCGAAAAAAUGCUCUCUUGAGGCUGUUUUUUAAUAGGCUCUGCGCAAUCGUCUUUUUGUGUGAAAAAAGGAUGGAAGAGCAAGUUCGCAGCGAUUCAAAAGAAAGUUCGUCAGCGCAAUCCAGUGCAGCAGCAACAGCAACAGCAGGUGGAGUAGCAGCGUCAGGGGAUAAAGGAGACAAGGAAAACAAUAGCGCGAGCAACGUCGAGGCACUGAUCUGCUGGUUGUACGUGUCGCGCACCGCCUCGGUCGGUCGGGAUGGCCAGAUCGUCGUCGAGGCCCAGCUGCCCCGGCGCAACCUCGAGGAGGCCAUAAGAGCCACCGAGCCCUCGGCCCGAUGGAACGUUUCGGAGACGCACUGCGGCCUGAUCGCCGGCUUCGCCCGUGAGUCCGACGCCGACAAGCUGCUGCAGCGCGAGGAUUUCGGGCGCAUUUUCCAGACGCCCGUUCAGGUCGCGCGCUUCUGCGACCGAGACUCUCGCCAUCGUCAGGCGGUGCUGCUGCGCGACGUGCCGGCGGCCAUACCACUCCAGGACAUCGACUCUGCCCUGGCCAGGCAGGGAAUCGCCAGCGGGGCCAUCGAACGUCUCAAGCACUACGUCAGAGUCGAGGUGCUGGAAGCGAGUCAUUACGAGCAGCUACUGCGUCACGGAUUGGAUUUUUUCGGCGCCACGCGUUUUUGCGCCAUCCCCGAACGUUGGCGGGGAAGCAGCGGUGGUGGCAACGGCGGAAGUGGCAAUGUCAAUAACAACAAUUCCACAAUGGCUUCGGCUCUGGGCAACAAUUACGCCUUCGAAGGAGCUGCCAUGCAGCAGCAACAGCAGCAGCUCGCCCAACAACAUCAGCAGCAGCAACAGCAGAACCUCGAGAACGUCUUGCAGUGCUACCGAUGCCAGGGCUUCUGGCACGUCGCCGCGAAUUGCCGUCAUCUGCCGCGCUGCGUGCGCUGCGGCGAGCCGCACAACGUCGAGUUUUGCACCCGGCCGAGAAACAACCCCGUGUGCUGUCACUGCUCGGGACCUCAUCACGCGGGGAACGAAAUGGGAAAGCAGGUGGAAAGUGGCCGUGGCUUUUUGCUUACGUCGUUGUCGUCGUCGUGCGAAGGCAAAAGAAAAAGGUCGAGCGUCGACACCGCUGCUGCUGCCGUCACUACCAGAAUCGCUUAGAGCCUAAUGUAAAAAAAAGUUGUCCAGCGCCAUAAAUAGCAAAAGGAGUUGGCAGCAACGGCUCGUCCGAAUCUAUACCGAGAGCUGAGACGAUCGCGAGAUGCGACAACGAUCGUUAGUUU